Molecule: messenger RNA, 621 nt
Organism: Trichobilharzia regenti
Lineage: Eukaryota; Metazoa; Platyhelminthes; Trematoda; Strigeidida; Schistosomatidae
Source: the annotation of a GenBank genome assembly
AUGACAAGAGGAGGCCAACUAGCUAACAGACAAUCAAAAUCUGCCUAUGUCAAUUUUUCGAGAGACCAUGACAGCCAUGAAAGACACAGUUCCUCGCGCAAACAUCGUCGCCGUAGUCGUUCGCGUUCUUCUGAACGGGACAAAGAACUGCGUAUACAAAUGAAACCUUUGGUGCUUGCUUCGGAGAAUGAUUCAAAUCGACAAAGUGAAAUCAGUUACAUCGAAGGAUCAAGUUUCAUACAGAAGGGUUUCUCUUCUUCACGUAAACUAGCGACAAUGAUCCAACCAGAUUCACACUCGCGCUUGACAGGUGUAAAUAUAUCUAGCAGUUACCACACAAUGCUUGCAGAAAAGGCUCAUGAAGCAGCCAUUUUUGGUCAUUCCUCCGUUCUUCUUCCGUCUUUUCUUGGUACUGAUCCAGCGGAGGCGAAAGAACGUCUGGUAUCAUCUUUAGACACAGUGAGACAAUUAAUACAUCACACGCUUGAUAAGUCUGAUUCAUCUGCAUGGAAUAUGUGGCUGACAAGACUCACUAAAUUCAAGGAACGUCGAGCAAAUAUGCUUUCCCGCUCUAAUACUUUCAAAACUAAUCAAAAGAAAAAAAUCAAUGGUUUCGGAUAA